This is a messenger RNA of Thalassophryne amazonica, 1745 nucleotides long. RefSeq names its product intraflagellar transport 57 homolog (Chlamydomonas) (gene ift57). Gene Ontology annotation, cellular component: intraciliary transport particle B; Golgi apparatus; centrosome. Lineage: Eukaryota; Metazoa; Chordata; Actinopteri; Batrachoidiformes; Batrachoididae. The transcript has 11 exons. The record is from RefSeq and is a predicted model, not a curated record. The coding region runs from base 279 to 1508 and encodes 409 amino acids. Gene Ontology annotation, biological process: non-motile cilium assembly; intraciliary transport.
AAGAAGAAGAAGGAAAAAGAAGAAAGCAGAAAACGUAGAAGACAUUAUUUUGUUUGCUCUCCGUUUGCUGUUUGUUUCUUUAAAUGUAAACUUUUAGUUUCUGCUGUGGUAUCGCAUCAUUCUAUUACGUAUAUAGAAUGAUAUAGCUUUGGAGCAUGGGUUUGCCAGCAGUGAAGGUUAGGUUAGCUACUUAGCCAUCUAGCAAUCGCUCCUUUGUUGCCUGACAACCGAUGGAAACCGAAAACAAAGCGAGAAACUAAAACUAGCGAACAAACACGAUGGCUGACGAAGAAAGCCGAGGUCCGGGAGCAGCUUUCCAGGUGUUCGUGUUGAUGGAAUCUCUGCUGGAAAAACUCAAGAUCCUGGGAUACGAGAAGGUUCUGGACAAACACAACAUGAAGAAUCUGUCCCGGCAUUACUUUGUCUCCAGUCCUUAUUUGGCAUCCAACCCUGGAGAACAGUUCUUCAUGUUCACCAUCCUUGCAGCGUGGCUCAUCAAUGUGGCAGGAAGACCGUUCACAGAGCCUCAGGAGCAUGACGAACCCAACGCCAUAGUGUCCGAUAUCCUGGCAGAGCUCCGGGCCUUUGGUGUUAAGGUGGACUUUCCUCCUUCCAAACUUAUGUCUGGAUCAGGUGAGUAUGUCUGCUUUGUGUUGGACCGAUUGGCCGAUCAAGCUCUGAGGAGGCGGGGCUUUAAUCUUAAAAGGCCAAACUAUCCGACAGAAACCACAGAAGAAGAAUCUGUAAUGGAGGAUGACACAGAUCUCACAUUGGGCAACGUGGAGGACGAGAUUACCGAGGAGGUUGAUGUGGAGGAGGAGGAGAAUGUAAUAGACCUGGAGGCUCUAAAGUUACGGAGCUCUCACGCUGAAGUGGAGCCGUCCUCCAAACCGGAUGCCAUUCUGGAGUCGACUGUAGAUGCGUCGGAGUGGUACCUGGAGCUGGAGCGAGUCCUGCCGCAGCUCAAAGUCACCAUCAGGAUGGACAAUAAGGACUGGAGGACUCAUUUGGACCAGAUGCAUCAGCACAGAGACGGGAUCUCAUCGUCGCUCUCGGAGGCCAAGGGUUGCCUGGACAAACUGCAGGAGGACAUCGGAAAGACUUUGGAGAAGGUCAGCAGCAGAGAGAAAUAUCUCAACAACCAGCUGGAGCCGCUGAUCCAAGACUACCGCAGUGCUCAUGCCAGACUCAGUGAGGCCAAAGAGCGCUACAGGGAAGCCAGUGGAGGGGUGACUGAGAGAACCAGAGUCCUGGCAGAGAUCAGUGAGAAUCUGGAGAAGGUGAAGCAGGAGAUGGAGGAAAAAGGGCAAAGCAUGUCUGAUGGAGGUCCGGUGGUGAGGAUCAAGCAGACGUUGACCAGGUUAAAGCAGGAGAUCGUUCAGAUGGAUGUCUGGACGGCCUUCAUCCAGCACAGACUGCUGCGAUUUAAGCUCAACCAGAAGUCCGACAUGGCACGGGACAUGUUCGCCACAGACGUCCCCGAGCUCGCCACCUCGCAUCUCGUUUAGCUGCAUCUCGAUGGCUGCGGCCCGAUCCGACCCGACCCUGCAGGGUUUUCAUUCCAGCUUGAGUUACAGUUUCUUUGCUCUUCACAAACAUUAUAAUUGCAGCAGCUUUUCAUCUGUAAUUGUUCUGAUUUCAGCUCAGUUUUGCAACUUCAUCCUUUUUGGCAUCAUCACAUUUAAUAAAGCUCAAGUUUCUGUUUAAUCUCAAACCUAUAAAAUGUCUAAAUUAAAAACAAAAUA